Molecule: messenger RNA, 1134 nt
Organism: Pongo pygmaeus (Bornean orangutan)
Lineage: Eukaryota; Metazoa; Chordata; Mammalia; Primates; Hominidae
Gene: CIB1
Product: calcium and integrin binding 1
Exons: 7
Coding region: 325-900 (191 amino acids)
Biological process (GO): positive regulation of protein localization to plasma membrane; cellular response to growth factor stimulus; positive regulation of calcineurin-NFAT signaling cascade
Cellular component (GO): sarcolemma; axon; nucleus
Molecular function (GO): protein-membrane adaptor activity; calcium ion binding; magnesium ion binding
Source: RefSeq, a predicted model, not a curated record
AUACGCAGCCAGCACGCACGCGCGCGGCGUGGCCCGCCCCCGCCCGCCCUGGAGGCGGGGCCGUGAGUCCUGGGCUCCGCCCCGGAGCGUCGGGCCCCUCCCCGGGCCCCGCCUCCAGCUCGCCUAGGACCGCUCGGAGCCGGCAGUUCGCCUACCAAACCCAGCUGGGAACGCCUGGCCGCUUUUAGGAGGGGGCGGGCCCGGGGGUGGUGGCCCCAGGAGCGGUUGCCGCGGGGACUGGGCAGUGACGCGGCCCAAGGGCGGAAGUGAGAAAGUUGUCUGCGUCUCGAGGCGAGUUGGCGGAGCUGUGCGCGCGGCGGGGCGAUGGGGGGCUCGGGCAGUCGCCUGUCCAAGGAGCUGCUGGCCGAGUACCAGGACUUGACGUUCCUGACGAAGCAGGAGAUACUCCUAGCCCACAGGCGGUUUUGUGAGCUGCUUCCCCAGGAGCAGCGGAGCGUGGAGUCGUCACUUCAGGCACAAGUGCCCUUCGAGCAGAUUCUCAGCCUUCCAGAGCUCAAGGCCAACCCCUUCAAGGAGCGAAUCUGCAGGGUCUUCUCCACAUCCCCAGCCAGAGACAGCCUUAGCUUUGAGGACUUCCUGGAUCUCCUCAGUGUGUUCAGUGACACAGCCACGCCGGACAUCAAGUCCCAUUAUGCCUUCCGCAUCUUCGACUUUGAUGAUGAUGGAACCUUGAACAGAGAAGACCUGAGCCGGCUGGUGAACUGCCUCACGGGGGAGGGCGAGGACACACGGCUUAGUGCAUCUGAGAUGAAGCAGCUCAUCGACAAUAUCCUGGAGGAGUCUGACAUUGACAGGGAUGGAACCAUCAACCUCUCUGAGUUCCAGCACGUCAUCUCCCGUUCUCCAGACUUUGCCAGCUCCUUUAAGAUUGUCCUGUGACAGCAGCCCCAUCAUGUAUCCUGGCACCCUGUCCAAGAACCUUUCUACUGCUGAGCUGUGGCCAAGGUCAAGCCUGUGUUGCCAGUGCGGGCCAAGCUGGCCCAGCCUGGAGCUGGCACUGUGCAGCCUCACUCCGGGCAGGGGCAGCCCUCGUUGUCAGGGCCUCUCCUCACUGCUGUUGUCAUUGCUCCAUUUGUGUUUGUACUAAUCAGUAAUAAAGGUUUAGAAGUUUGA